UGGAAUUUUAGUGUCUAGAUGGAAUGCGAUCAUAAAAUGUUUAGCGCCAAAUUAAGAAUGUUUAUAUUCAAUUGAUUUCUAGCAAAUCUUGAAAGAGAAUAUGUCAACGAUUACUUUUACAAUAAGCAGCAUAUGUAGGAGAAUUAAAAAGGUAUUCGAUAUUGUAAAAGUAGUAGAAAGAUAAAUAGAAGAGUAAUGCGAAUUAAAGGUAAAAAUUAUCAUUGUUUGACGAAUACUAAAUGUGUAUCUAAAAAUCAGAAUAAAAUCGAGUGGCAGACUUAAAUUUACUGCUUUCCCACAGUUUCCGGCGGAUGUUUACCGAAAAACCAAAUAACCAUCUGAAACUAUUGGGAGCUUCUGUGCUCCGAUCAUUUUCCGAUCCACGGCAUGAUGACGUAAAUUUCUCUUCUGGCGAAUUAUUAUUUAUCUAAUCGACAUAAUCAAUGAAUAUCUAAUACGGAUCGGAGUUAGUGGUACGGCGAGAAAAUAGCGCAACGUCGCGAACGGCGUCGGCAGCCAAAAUGUCGGCAGUUUCUCAACUUUGAGCGUACCCUCUGUCAACAUUUACAAAUCUUCAUCGAAGUCAACAUCGAAUCAGUCAAUAAUUAAAUCAUUGAUGAUGUAUGAUCGAUAUUAGAUUCUAUUGAUACAGUGAAUAGUCGGAAUCUUCAGAAUUGCGAAGGACAUGUGACAAGGCGGGUAUGAUUUUACAAAGAAGUUAAAAUGUCUAAUGACAGCAAUCAAUAUUCUCAAUCAGGCAAUUGGGAGACACUUGUCCAACCUGAUAGUGACAGUGAUGAGUCGAUAGUGCAGUCCCGCAGAAGAAAAAAGAUUUCUACAUUCGUUAGUGAAGGUGAAACUAGCGAUGAAGAGAGUGAUGUCCCAAGAUGUAUCGUCCGAAGACAAAACCAUAGAGUUAGUACAGUGGAAGAAUCAGAUUCUAAUACCAGCAAUUCAGAUGAUAGUAAAUAUGAAGUGAGUAGUCAAACAUCAGAGUCGCAGUCGGACUGGAGCAGUUCAUCAGAAGUAGAAAAGCAGUCGCCCGUGAGACGAAAAAUUCUCGGCAAGUCGAGGACCAAAAAGCCUCCAAAAAUUGUGUCGGAGACGGACACAGACAGUAGCGAUGAAGAAGUAGAGAAAUGUCCGAUUUGUUUACUACCGUUUAGAAGGCAGGAAUUAGGCACCCCUUCCUCCUGUGAACACUGUUUUUGUUUAGACUGCUUAAUUGAGUGGAGUAAAAAUAUAAACACUUGUCCGGUUGAUAGACAAACGUAUACAGUAAUUCAUGUCAGAGAUAAGCUAGGUGGUCAGAUUGUAAGAUGUGUUCCAGUACAGGUGGCCCCUCGCGUAGAGGAAAAUCUAGACGAUCUUACGUUCUGCGAAGUAUGCCAUCAUUGUGAUAGAGAAGAUCAUAUGCUUCUCUGCGAUGGCUGCGACUGUGGUUACCAUUUAGAAUGUUUGACUCCGCCACUCAGCGAAGUGCCCAUCGAAGAGUGGUUUUGUCCAGAAUGUUCUCAAAACAGUCAAAGUGAUGCAGAAGCCGUGGAAAUUGAUAUGGACGAAAUCUCAGAUUUAAUGGAAGAAGCUCGAAGACUUGGUGUUUCUUAUGGAAGAACUCGCACUAUACUACAGGAGUCUCAUCCGAGGAUCGUACCUCGUACCAGACAUACCGAACGUGUUAGAGCUACCAUACGCAGGAGGAAUAGACUAGACGAUAACGCUCAAUUAUCUCGUCAACUGAUCAAUGAUCCAAGUCAACCCUCGACUUCAUCUGGUUUCGAAACCCUCGGAGAUAACAGUCAAAGUCGAUCUCCGAGCAAUGCGUCGAACUCUUUAGGUUCGGGCGAACGUUACUGUUCAAAGAAACAUCCUAGGAAAUCGCGGAGAUCUAGAAAUAGUUCCAGUGAAUCUAGCGAUCUAAGUAUCUCCAGAAAAUCUCGAAGAAGAAUCAAUGAUAAAACUAAUUCGAGACAUUCGGACAAGAGUAAGACUAAAAGGAAAAGUACUACUAGCAAAAAAUCUACGGGUGGUUCGAGAAAAAGUAGAACUAGGAAUAAUUCGACGAAGACUGGUAGAUCGAGAAAAAAUUCUAACAGAGGGACGGUGUUAAGAGAAGUUAGAAUUACCGAGCGUAACGAAGACGGAGAAGAAGAAGAAAUUGUAACGUACGUAAAAGUGUCGACAGUGUCUGCUGUCAGAUCACGAAGAAGACGGACGAAAAGAAGAAAGAGGAGAUGUCACAGGCGUCGAGCUCGAACUGUGUCCAGUGUUUUACUCAAUUCCAAAAAGAGGCUUGCGAGGUCUUUGGGUAUUUGUAAACCGGUUAAAGGUGCUUCCCAAUUAAUACCUACUGUUAAGAAUCGUACAACUGGAGAAAGAUCUGCAUUAACCAUUUCUCGACACAACGCUGGAAUUUCAAGACUUAGUCUGUUCGGAGAUGGUUUAAACUUGGAUUAUAGUCCUCCUGGAUCAGAUACGGAGGAUUAUCAUGCAACUGGUCCCACUAUAACUAUCCAAAGGCAUUCUGUGAUUUCUGCUCGGAGGCAUAUGCGUCUAAAAACCGUCGUUACUCCGCAACAAGCUCAAAUCGAUUUGCUAAGUAGCAUAAUAAACGAUCAAGAGAUAUGGCACUCAAAUAAUACUAAUAGCGUAGCUUUAAAAGCUGAAGGACUUGUGUUGCUCAAGAAGAAGGAAGACCCUGGCGACCUGAAGAAAGAGAAGUCAGAGGAGAAUUCGUUACGUAAAAUGGAAGAAACCGAAUCUGUUGUAGAACAUAGAGUAUCUACGAUCGAUGUUCCGUUAGAAGUUUCCAGGAUUAAUCCAGAAUCGAUUACGCAAGCACCGAUGUACAACAAUCCUUGCGGAGGUGGAAACAGGGGCAACUUUAGAGGCGGAUAUAGAGAUAAUACGAGGCACAGUCACGGUGGCCAGAAUUAUGGAAGAGAUUCCUUAGGCGGAGGUGGGAGGCACAGUUACGGAGGAGGUGGAGGCAACUUCGGGAGAGAUUUCGGGCCACCUCCGUUUUACAAUCCGAACUUCGAACACUGUGGCCCUCCAGGUCCCCCGCUUUUUGGCGGCAAUCCCCCAUUCAGAAAUCGGAAUCCUCAACAUUUUAGAAAUGAAAGAUUUCGUUUCAUGCCUCCCAUGAGACCGCAGUUUAAUUUCGCUGAAGGUUUCUCGGAACAUCCUUUCCCGGAAAGGUUCAAUCGUCCUAGAUCCCCGCAACCUCCUGUGGAUCGUCCUCAGAAUAAUAUGCCGCCGAAUCUACCGGAGGAUACUCCGAGGAUCGAUACCGUAGAUCAGCAACCGCAAGAUGCCGAGAACUCCACUGUUAGACAGGAAGAGGAUUGUGACAUUUACUGCGAUAUCGAGACGAAGUCUGACGGAGAACUUCAAGAUCAACAGAAUGGUUCGAUGGCACUGUUACCGCCGCCAGAGCCUCCGUCCGGGCUUUUAGAUUUCGAAGAAAACUCCCGAAGCGAUAAAGACAGUGAUCAAGAACUAGUUAUCGACGAUAGUCAGAAGGAAGAUACUCCAAAAAACGAUAAAUACGAUCCUUUCUCGGUGGACAGUGACACUGACAGCGAAACGAAGAAGAACGAUGAGGUCUCUGAGGAAAAAGUUGAAGAACAGCCUGUGCAAUGCACGAAACAACCAGAAACAACGACUCCGGGUACGUCUGUUCGAUUACCAGCUUAUGAGGAUGAGGACGAUGAGGAUUCUCAAGCCGACUGUCCGAACUUCUCUAUUUACUCGUCCCAAACCAUAGACGUAGCACGGCAUACGCAGCAGCAGUUGUCUCAACAAAUAGGACCUCUCGAACCACCUCCUUUACCUCCUUCGAUCCCAGACGAUGACGACGUCAUCGUCGGCGAUGUUCAAGCCUGCGAUCUCGCGGAUAUACCGGAACCCUCGGACCCGUAUGUUGAAGCAUUGAGAAAGGAAAGGCGAACUUUAAGUAAAAUACCGCCGAAGAAAAUUUCUCACGACAGCAGAGGAAAGAUUACGUUCAAGAUCGGUACUAAAUUAAAGAUUAAUAACAGACUGUUAGGACUGCAGGAGGAAGAGAAAGAGAACAACGAUGAGAAGAAAAAAGAAGCUGAGCCUGCAAGAGACGAAGAAACCUCCGUUGAUCGCGAGGAAGAACGAAUGAAAAUCGCUAAAAGCAGAUUCGAGGAGGAGAUGCAAUUGAAGGCAGAGAAAGAAGAUUCGGGAGAGCCUAUGAUAUCUGCGGACUCGCUGAAAGAAGACGAUACGAAUGAAGAAGAAAAAGAGGAGGAAUGUAUGCCACCUAAGCACGAAGGGGUAGAAAAGGAUGGAAGCGUAGUUGUCCCUUCAGAAGUGACUGAAUCAUUGGAUAAAAAAGUAGAAAACGAAUUGAGUAGUGAGUGUCUGUCGGAUGAAGGAAGCGAGACCUUCGCGUUGCUUCGUAAGACACCGAAAACGGAUAUCGAGGAAGAAGAUUCGAAGGAUGUUUCAAAAAUUGAAGAGGCUCACGAUGAAAUGAAGAUGAAGGAACCUCGGGAUUUUGAUAGUGACAAGGAUGAUAAAGAUGGCAAAGAGCAACAGCAUGUUGUGGAUGAAGAGGAAGAGGAUGAGGAUGACGAGGAAGACGACGAGGAAGAUGAAGAAGAGGAGGAGGAACGAUUUCCUAUUGAAAAAGAGAAGUCGAGUAAAAAAGUGAUCGAAGAGGAUGAUAAGAAUACAUGGGAUUCAGAUGGGGCUUAUACUCCUUGCAAAGACGAACUUCCGUUAAGGGAAUCGAAAUCUUCUGAACAUUUGCCACCUAUCGAAAGCGGUUUAGAACCGAUCACGCCGACGAAGGAUAAACCUGACGAUUUGGACAGCUGCAGAACUCCGGUGGAUUACACUGUCCUGGGUACAGAAGCUAUUUCAGAGACGGACGAGGCAAUGAAUUUCGAGGACGAGUUGACAUUAUUAAGCUUGCGAAAAGAGAAAGAAAUGGAGGAUGGAGAGAUUGUCGAGGAGAAAAACGUGAAAGAGGGCGAGAAAGCUGAUAAAGAAAAAGAGGAUGAAAAGAAACGGAAGAAAAAGGAGAAAAAAGAAAAGAGCAAGGACACUGAGAAGAACAAGGAAAAUAUUGCUUCCGAGAAUCAAGUAGCCUGGAAGAAGUUGUCGAAAAGUACAAAAGAGAGAUCCUACAGAGACAAGGAAAAAAGAUCGAAAUCGAAAGAAAAGGAGAAGGAAAAACCGAAAAAGAAGAAAGAGGUUGUGAAGAAGAAAGAAAAGAGGAAAGAAUUGCCCAGAUACGACGUUCGAAAAAUAGUUGCUGAAAGGCCCUCUAGACCUAGGAAAGACGAAUACGGGAGGGAUAUCAGAGAAAAGUCAAGACAAAGAAGCAGAUCUAGGAGUUGUACGUCCUCGAAACGUUCCAGAUCUUAUUCCAAAAUUCGAUCCAGGAGUAGAUCUAGAACCAGAUUGCAGAGAUCUUGGUCCAGAGAUCGUAGAUCGUAUUCUAAAUCCCUGUCCAGACGAAGAUCUCUUUCCCGCAGCAGACGCAAAUCGCCAAAGAGGAGGUCAACUUCUAGAAGAAGAUCUUCUUCAAGGAAACGAUCGCUUUCUAGGAGGAGGUCGAGAUCCGUUUCUCGAAAGCGAAGAUCCCUCUCAAGAAGAAGAUCUAGGAGAUCGAUCUCGCGAUCGAGAAGGUCUCUGUCAAGAUCUAGACAGAAGAGAUCUGUAUCGAGAUCCAGGAAAUCUUUAUCCAGAUCUCGCGACAGACGUAAAGACAAGAAAAAGUACAAAUCUCGUAGCAGAUCGAGAAAUAGGAAGAGGACUCGAUCGAAAUCGCCUAGAAAAUCCUCCAAGUCCAGAGAAAGGAAACAUUCGAAGAGGAAAGUGCAGAGUAGGUCGAGAUCGAAGGGAAGGUCCUGUUCUAGGAAUUGGGAGCAGGUCGAAAAAGUCGUGGAACCAGAAUUCCCGAGGGAAAGAGAAGAAAGGGAAUCUUGGAGUGCUCAAUGGACACCGUCUUGGUCGAGGUCCAGAUCGAAAACACCGCCGCACGUGCAGCAAGAACCAAUCGCUUCCAGAGAAUGGUCUCCGAUACUGGAUGACGUUUCAGUACCACCGAAAAAUUUGACUGUAAUAUUAACGAAUAAAGAAGCUAUUAAGAAGAAGAAGAAAGAACGUAGGAAGGAGAGUAAGAAAGCGAAAGAUGAAAAGAAGAGGAAAGCAAAACGCAACAGGACUCCGCCACCGUCGAAAGAGGUCUUCGCUAGUGGAGAUAACAUCUUGGUCAGCGUGUGUUUUAAUAAAGAUAACGAGACCGAUCAAGCUCCAGUUCCGGAACUACCAGAAACGAUUCCUCUGAUUCCACCUUUGAAACGACGUCGUAGAGAAUCGCUCCAAACAGAUCCGCCUAAACGUUCGAAGAAAGAGAAGUCAAAGGACAAGCGUUCAAAGUCUCCGAAGCCUAAAAAAGACAAGAAGAAGAAGUCCAAAGCUGCCGAGAUCGCGGCCACGAAGAAACCGGUUGCGGUUAUCGAUUUAGAUCAGUCACCGUUCCGAGAACAAACACCAUCUCCUAGAGACGUGAUAGUCCUCAGCGACGAUGAUGAUAAGCAGAUACAACAGAACACUCCGGAUCAGUGUCAACCGUCUCAAAAUUCUCCACUGCGAGAACAAUUUAUCUCUCAAGGCCCAAAAACACCGCCGGAACCGCAAAUAAAAUUUUCGAUAAACAAGCAGGCCAGUAAUCUACGGCCGUCGAUGUUGAAUCCACUUUUAGACGAAGAAGAAGAAGAAGAGAUGGAUGAAAGGGUCGAGGAAGAGUUGGAGAUGAGAGCACAAGAGGAACUAGAGUUAAGAUUGAAAAUCGGACCAAACACGCCUCCGGAACCUCCGACGUCUCCGCCGACUAGCCCAGAUGCUUACGAUCCGUUCGAUCCAACCAAGUCCAGAUCGCCGACACCGGAUGCUAGCCAGGAGGCGAACUCCGGCGACGAGAGAAGACGGUCCCCGAGGAAACAUGAUUCUGUGGACGGAAAUAUUCUUGAAGAGGAGAAUAUGCAAAGUCAGGAUAGGCAGAGUCAGGAGAAGCAAGUGGAAAAACCUAAGAUUAUUUCUAUGGUCACUAUUAAGCGAGCCUCGCCGCAAAGAGAUGAUAUGAAUGAGAACGAAAGUAACAAGGAUACCGCGGCCUCCACCGGAAGCCUGGAGGCGCAACAGAAUCAACAAAACAUACAAAACCAGAGUAAUCCCUUCGGGGUAAUGAAUCCCGUACUGGCUACGGUUGCUGCAGCGGUGCAGAGAAGCGGAGCGUUUAAUGCGUCAAAUUCAACGAGUAGUCAACGUAAUCUGUUACAGUCGAAUCGAAUUUCACCAAGUAAUCAACAGAAACAACGUUCCGGUGAUCGUUCUCAGGCACCCCCGGUCUUCGCUAAUUCAGGGAAAUCAUCGAGGAGCUCCAAAUCCGGUCAAGCGAAGACCAACGGGCAAAACGGAAACGAUGCUGGCGCGGAAACGACCGACAACGUGGAUAUGUCUUCCCCCUACUCGCCUGGAUCAACGCUCAGCGACGGAAUGUUCGAUCCACCGAGUCCUACGAAUUUUAAUAAUUCGCCCGGCGCUUCCGGACCAGGAACCGCUACCUCCGGACCUGCUGGAGGAUCUCAGCCUACGAAGAACAGCAACCCGAAAGCGGGAAAAGCAACGGAGAAGAAGGAUGCCUUCGACGCUCUUUUCAAUGCUCCACCGCCCACGAAAACUGCCAGCAAAUCCAAUAGAAACAAGAAGGUUGAGAAGGAUAAGAAAAAGAAAUCCACCAACCCGAAGGUCGGUGUUAGGAUGGACGAAAAUCAGCUUCAAAUAUUGGACGAUCUUCCGAGCUCCGCGGUGGAGAUGCAAGUCAAGGAUAAGUUCCUAAAGAAAUUAAAUCGUCAAGAGCGAGUAGUCGAGGAAGUCAAAUUAGUCCUGAAGCCACAUUACACGAAGAAACAUGUGACAAAAGAAGAGUACAAGGAUAUCAUGCGGAAAGCAGUACCUAAGAUAUGUCAUAAUAAAACGGGAGAAAUCAACCCGAAAAAAAUUGCCCACUUAAUAGAAGCUUAUGUGAAGAAAUGCAGAAGUAGUAAAAAGAAACCUACUGAGAGUUCCUCCGCAAAGGCCCCUAAACCAGCGAAAGUUUUGUGGAGUUGAUCACGAGUCAGCUAGUGUCCAUUCAAUUCCCUUCAAUUUUGUAGUUCAGAUGAUCGUCGUGCUCGUUAAGCGGUGAGUGAGCUCCGAGACAGCUAAGUCUCCCCUUCGAUGAUGCGAUGUAUCUUGUAUUCUCUGUAAAUACGUGGUCGAUUGGUCGAUUGGUUGCUUGCUUGAUUGAUUGAUCGAUUAAGGAUACCAUUUAUUAUUUAUAUAAACAAUGCCCUUUAUCUCAUCAGGGAAACUUAUUGUCUCUACGGAAGAUCCACUAUAUUGCAUUAUUACUACUUGUUCUUUUUUUUCAUUGUUUCCUAUAUCUGUAAAAUUAAUUGUAGUUUAUAUGUCAUGUUUUAGAAUUUGUAAACAGUUAGUAAUUGAGUGCAGAACUAAUUUAACAACUUUCUGUACAUAUAUACAUUUGAAGUCUUAACAAUUUAUAAGUUAGCUAAUUGAAGAUGAAUAAAAUGAAAUGUGCAAAUAGAAUGGAUUUUCAUUUAUUUUUUUUUACAAGUUACGUCUGUAUUUAAUAC
Ceratina calcarata is the source of this 8681-nucleotide messenger RNA. RefSeq names its product PHD and ring finger domains 1 (gene PHRF1). The coding region runs from base 724 to 8154 and encodes 2476 amino acids. NCBI's taxonomy places the organism in Eukaryota, Metazoa, Arthropoda, Insecta, Hymenoptera, Apidae. The transcript is spliced from 15 exons. The record is from RefSeq and is a predicted model, not a curated record.